Linum trigynum is the source of this 896-nucleotide messenger RNA. NCBI's taxonomy places the organism in Eukaryota, Viridiplantae, Streptophyta, Magnoliopsida, Malpighiales, Linaceae. The record is from the annotation of a GenBank genome assembly.
GACUGAAAAUAAAAUUUAUCUUGCAUAUAUCUAUUAAAAACUUAUUUUCCACAAAAUAAAUCUACCUAACCUUCAUGAUCCAAUCACCAUUUCCCUUCCUUCAUUCAUCUCCCCUCUUCCCCCUCUCUUCUUCUCCCUCUUUAGGGGUCAGACCAGUGGGCUUUCUGGACGCCGUUUUGAUGCUCGACUCGGGUUGGACCGGGUCCAACCGGGGUUCGUUAGGGGGUGCGGAUAGUAUAACAACACCUUAAGUGUUGUUACCGUAACAACAAAUCUAACUCAGGGUAAAAGAGUAAAUGAACAAAUUACAGAAAAAGAAAAUUGAAUUACAACUCAAAAAGCGACGGAUAGAAACUCUCGACUCUGCUCUCCCACUCUCUGCCUCCUCUGACCUAGAAGACCUCCGACUCCAUCCAUCCCUAGCCUCCGUCGAAGCUUUGUCCUUCACAACAACUGCAACAGUGUCGGCGACACAAAAUCGAGUUCCUCGGGGUCGACCAGCCUCCAACCUCACCGACGUUGCGACACUCUUCCAUGCCAGAUAUCGUCACUCUUCACUUUCUGUUCUCGAUUCUUCUUCAUCGACGGCUAAUCAAGAUGGUGGUGGAGAGGGUGGUGUUCUUCGGAGGUCGAAUCCUGGCACUCUGCAAUGCAGAUCCCGUUUCUCCUCCGCUGCCUCGCUUCUUUUGUUGCUGGUUGUUCUUCAUCAACGAGAAAUCAAGAUGGUGCUGAGAAGGCGGUGGUUGUUGGAGCCAGUCUGGUCAACCUACUUCCAUUCUCGUCAGAAAAUUUAGUUUCUCUAAUUGAGCGUGUUGGAGUCGGUCGGGAGUCGACAGAGGUUUUGAUGGAUAGAGGGUUGAAUGCAUGUGGCCCUCACAUAAACGAAAUCUUUCUGG